Molecule: messenger RNA, 2404 nt
Organism: Fukomys damarensis (Damara mole-rat)
Lineage: Eukaryota; Metazoa; Chordata; Mammalia; Rodentia; Bathyergidae
Gene: Elmod3
Product: ELMO domain containing 3
Exons: 14
Coding region: 556-1734 (392 amino acids)
Source: RefSeq, a predicted model, not a curated record
AAAUGUAGUUCUAAGAAGGGGGAAGGAAACCGUAAGCCUGCCCCAGGAGGCACUAUGCGCGUGCGCAGAUGAAGACCAGCCGGGGACAAGAACCUCCGCCGGGAAAACGCUGGGGACGCUGGGAAGGCGUCGGAUGCAGAUAGUAACUGUCCCUGUUGAAGCCUUCAGCAGUUUGGGAACGUGUGAAGCUGGCCAUGCUUCUGCGCUACUUGGUUCAUUUCCACACAGAAGCAGAAGAACCUUCCUGAGAUUGCUGUCAUCCUGCCUGCUUGCCAAGAGCUGAGGCUCCAAAGUCAACAGGGACUUCUUUGAGGACUCAUAGGAACCUGCUACACCCUGGUGAUGGCACACAGGGACUGUUUUCUUACUACUGGUCUGAAUGACUGCCAGGGAGGAAGGCAGAGGUAAAGCAGUUGGAUCCUUGGUUCUCCUCAUAGCUUCAGAUCUCAGACUUUUUCAACCCCUUUUGAGCCCAGGACAAAGCUCAUUUGAACAAAUGAUUUUGAGUCAUGAAUGAAAAAUCUUGCUCUUUGCAUAAUGAGAAAGAAUUAAGAGAUGGACAGGCACUCAGUUCUCCUGCUGGAGGCAGAGUUCCUGUUUCUUGGGGAGAGACAAACAAAGAUGUCUGUUCGUGUAUCUUUUAAAACUAUGGUGGUUGAAAGAGUAUCUGCGGGGUGUUCUCCAUCACAUGACAAGAACAUCGGUGCUCUUGCGGCCUUCAGAGGAAUCCCUAUCUCAGAGUUGAGGAACCACAGCAUUCUCCGGGCCCUGACUGCAGAAGCAAAUGGAUGGGAGCCGGGUGCCGUAAGCCCAGAGGUGCUCAGAGCCCAAGAAGAAUGGGAAGCUGUGGACACCAUCCAGCCAGACGCAGGGAGCCAGGCCAGUUCAGACCAUCCCAGGCAGCUCAUCUCCUUCACUGAGGCCCUGCAGCAUUUCCAGACACUGGACCUCUCCUCCUUCAAGAAGAGAAUCCAGCCAACUGUUCGAAGGACUGGGCUCUCCGCCCUCCGGCACUGCCUCUUUGGGCCACCAAAGCUCCACCAGGGCCUUUGCGAAGAGAGGGACUUGGUCCUGACCAUUGCUCAGUGUGGCCUGGAUAGCCAAGACCCAGUGCAUGGCCGAGUCCUCCAGACCAUUUAUAGGAAGCUGACGGGAUCCAGGUUUGACUGCGCACUCCACGGAGACCACUGGGAAGACCUGGGCUUCCAAGGAGUGAAUCCAGCUACGGACCUGAGAGGGGCAGGCUUCCUUGCCCUCCUGCACCUGCUGUACCUGGUGAUGGACUCAAAGACCUUGUUGCUGGCCCAGGAGAUUUUCUGCCUGUCUCGUCACCAUAUCCAGCAAUUCCCUUUCUGCCUGAUGUCUGUGAACAUCACGCGCGUGGCCAUCCAGGCUUUGAGGGAGGAGUGUCUCUCCAGGGAGUGUAACCGGCAGCAGGUGGUCAUCCCCGUGGUUAACAGCUUCUAUGCGGCCAUGUUCCUCCGCCUCGCGCACGUCUGGAGGACCCAGCAGAAGACCAUCUCUGACGCAGGUUUUGUCCUCAAAGACUUGGAAGUGUGGGCCAAGAAGAACCCCCGGCGGUUGCUCAAGACCCUGGAGAUGUACCUGGCGCAGGUGUCAAAAGGACAGGCCUCUUUGCUGAGGCCACAGAAGUCCCCUCCCACCAGGGACCUCAGCUUCACAGGCGUGUGUGACCUGCAGCCUCAUGCAUCCAAAGGCUCGGGGCCGAUCUGACCAACCCCAGGACCCAAACGCUGGGCUACGGGGGCUUUGGGAGGGUGUGUGGCAAACCGUGUCCCACACACCCUGACAGGCUGGCCGCCUCCUGCCUCAGGCAGCUGAGAUGAGGACAUGGCUGGGCUUGGCUGAAGAAAUACCCUCCGCGCUUGGGCACUUGGGCCUGAGCCCUCCACACAGGCUCUCUAGAGCAGGGAUUAUCUUACUGCUGAGUGACUCCAGUAUCCUGUCCGGCUCCAGCCCAGGGAUCUUAGAGGGAGUGGGUGGGUUGAGAGGGGCGGCCCUCUCUGGACACUCACACAGCCCACCCAGAAGGAGAUUCCCAGGUGGAAGCAGCCAGGAUCCCGACUUCCCAGCAAUACCGUCAUCUUCAGCUAUGGUUGAAAUUUGAAGGGGAAAAGGUAACAACGGCUGCAGCCAGCAGGGGGCAGUACAGCCCCUGGGUCGCCACUGGCCUUCUGGCCAGACGCUGGCCCCACCACUUCUCCCCUAGUCCCUGUGUGUUUCAGGGUGUGGACAUGGGCACUGGGCUAGGUGACCCCCACCACUGCCCCAUCCUAGCCACCCAUAGCUGCGGCUUCUGCUGUGGAGGCUGCCGGGUCCCUAAGGACGUCCUCCAGCCUGGUCAAAGGAAGGAGGAAAUGCUCUGCACAUCAGCAAUUUUAGA